CCAAUUUACACUGCAAAUAAAAAAGUAACUGUUUUCUUACUUUUGGAUUUUUUAGGUGUUUAACAUUAGCGGAAUCGAGAUGUUUCCUCCAUCUCGACCUAACGCCGCUAAUCAGCAGCCGAGCAAGUCAACAGGGGAGGAUUGGUCUCAACACCCGUCAGCUAAGCCGCCCGCUAAUGCUGUUAGCGCUGUGAAUAAUCAGCGGCUGAGCAAGUCGUCAGGAGGGGCGUGGUCCCAAAACCUGUCGGCUAAGCCGUCCGUGAAUAAUCAACAGCCGAGCAAGUCGUCAGGAGGGGCGUGGUCCCAAAACCCGUUGUCUAAGCCGUCCUCUAACGCCGUGAAUAAUCAGCAGCCGAGCAAGUCGUCAGGAGGGGCGUGGUCCCAAUACCCGUCGGCUAAGCUGUCCGCUAAUGCCGUUAGCGCCGUGAAUAAUCAGCAGCCGAGCAAGUCGUCAGGAGGGGCGUGGUCCCAAAACCUGUCGGCUAAGCCAUCCGCUAACGCCGUUAGCGCCAUGAAUAAUCAGCAGCCGAGCAAGUCGUCAGGAGGGGCGUGGUCCCAAAACCUGUCGGCUAAGCCGUCCGCUAACGCCGUUAGCGCCGUGAAUAAUCAGCAGCCGAGCAAGUCGUCAGGAGGGGCGUGGUCCCAAAACCCGUCGGCUAAGCCGUCCGCCAACGCCGCUAACGUCACUAGACAACAGUCACCGAGUGCCACCACGUCACGUGACCGUGAAGACAUCAAGCCAUGUGUCAAACAAGGCAUUAACAUGACAAAAUGUCACCACCUAGUUGCUCACAAUAUUAUGAGUUCAAACUUAAGUCAGAUUUGAAUUUCUGAGAACUUGUAAAGUCAAAUUUGAACUUCUGAAAAGAUGUAGAUGAUUUUGAAAAAAAAAAUUGGUCAAUUUGAAGCAAGUUGAAAACAGACCUUUUUGACCUUUUUUGACCUUGAGAAGGUCAUUAAAGGUCAAAUGUCAAAUCUAAAGUCAGAUUUGAAUUUCUGAGAACAUGUAGAUGAUUUUGAAAAAAAAAAUUAGUCAAUUUGAAGCAAGUUGAAAAAAGACCUUUUUGACCUUUUUUGACCUUGAGAAGGUCAUUGAAGGUCAAAUGUCAAAUCUAAAGUCAAAUCUAAAGUCAUAUUUGAAUUUUUGAGAACAUGUAGAUGAUUUUGAAAAAAAAUUUAGUCAAUUUGAAGCAAGAUGAAAAAAUACCUUUUUGACCUUUUUUGACAUUGAGAAGGUCAUUGAAGGUCAAAUGUCAAAUCUAAAGUCAGAUUUGAAUUUCUGAGAACAUGUAGAUGAUUUAAAAAAAAAAUUUAGUCAAUUUGAAGCAAGUUGAAAAAAGAUCUUUUUGACCUUUUUU
Owenia fusiformis is the source of this 1358-nucleotide messenger RNA. Lineage: Eukaryota; Metazoa; Annelida; Polychaeta; Sabellida; Oweniidae. The record is from the annotation of a GenBank genome assembly.